Anopheles nili is the source of this 2103-nucleotide messenger RNA. RefSeq lists its product as uncharacterized. Bases 1 to 2103 code for a protein of 700 amino acids. The transcript has 2 exons. The record is from RefSeq and is a predicted model, not a curated record. NCBI's taxonomy places the organism in Eukaryota, Metazoa, Arthropoda, Insecta, Diptera, Culicidae.
AUGUCCAAUAAAAAUAACUCACAAAGCGAUCCUGCAGUGACUUACGGCACACCUACGCUAGCCGAUUGGAAGAUUUUUCUGCUAAAGGAAAACCAAAAUCCUACCCGUCCAAGACUGGCUUCGGACGAAUCAUCAUCCGAGUCGUCGUUUGAAUUAGAGGAAAGUUUUAAAGCGCUACUGGAGCGGAAACGUCGUGAAAUGGAAGCAACGGCACGGGAGGCUCAUUUGCCAGAGGAAGAAUUGGAUGUUCCCUGCCGAGCUGCAACUGAAGGGGACGUGAGGUUAUCCGGAAACGACUCAACAUACAUUGAGCAGGAUUCGAUCAGUAAGCUUUCCGACACAAGCUUCGAGGAAAUGGAACGAAUAUGCGCCGUGUUGGACAAGGUACAUGGAAUCGGGGAGAGCGCUAAAACCGUCACAAUCGAAAAAGAAGCAGAUGAGACAACAGAAAAACAACCACUGGAAUCAGUGACGCUCGGUGAUAUAACACAGCUCGAAGACAUCGACGAACCGACAGGACUUUGGGAGAACACGAUGCAUGCGGGUGGUGAUGCCGGCAUCUUAUCGCCAGUGAAGCGAAUGCACCUGCUCAGACCAUCUACAAUAUUGGAGGAAUCGUCGGUCGUAGAGCCGGGUGUCUCGAAGGAUUCGUCUCUCGAAACAUUUGUUUCAGCGAAGCAAUCCGCUGGACAGGAAACAACAAAUUCACUGAUAAGCAACAGCGGGGUGUAUCGUACGGCAGAGGAAACAUUCGCUACGGAUUCUUACGCCCGAAGCAGCAUUUUGGACAUGGAUUCGGGACUAACGAGUGAUCUUACUGCUGUCGACAAUCAAACAUGUGUUGAUCAGGAUGAGGAUUCCACUUACAGCAAGAAUUCUACCAGGGAAGCAAUGCCGGCGAACGUUGAUGAGAAUGUUAUAAUAUUGGAAAGCAGCGAAAGCGAAGGCGAAGAUGAGAACGAGAACGCCUCCGAGACCAACAGAGAACAAAUGAAGAACGAUAUCCAAUAUCGCUUAGAUUCCAUGUUGGAUGAGCAGCAAGAUGAGAGUCUACUAGACCAUGAGGACGACGAACACGAGGAGAUGGUGAGCAACUACAACUACACCACCGAUAUGUCCAUUUUGGAUGAAAUGCCGGAUCGUUUCAAUGAUACAAUGGAAGAGACGGACUUCAUGCUGAAGCAAGGCAUGAGACUAAUGGCACUGAAAAAGCAACAAGAAGAGGAACAGAAACGGAACCAGGACAAGGAGCAGUUCUCGUUGGAGCGACGUGACCAUCAUGACAUGUCGACGACUGCGAAAUCUCGUACAAAUUCCGACUCCGAAGACCCCUCCCGUUUGAUAAUGCACACCGGUUCGGAUAAAGGAAGCAAAAAUGCGACUCCAGUACGCGCACAGUUCUCGUAUCUCACGCCAACGAACGCCAUGCGGUCCAAGCUGAACGUUCAGCACGAGACGCAUAGCGGUGGCCACAGACAAGCACUGUUUUCCAGCGCCGGAAAGAAUAGUGCAACGAAGGCCAUUGCCAAUGGUGGCGGUGCUGCUUCGGCAGGAUCUUUUAAAAAGCCGAUAAGUCGUCUGCCACAUCUAAAGGUGCCGGCACGCAAGUUCGAUCAUAUCGUUUCGCCUAUCGGUGCGUACAUCAAGAAAACGCCCCAGAACGUACUGCAGACGAAAAUAAGCUGCAACAAUAAAAAUCUCAUCGAUUUGCUGCAUAGCGAGGGCCGGGACAGUGGAAGCUUACUUGGCGGAGGCAACAGCAAGGAAAACUACGCGAAGGUUGGUGGUGCGGUGAAUCUCAAAGGGUACACUUCGUCCUUGCCAAGAAAGGGUGUUAUCAGUUCCAACAGCGCCCACGUGUUGGAUGAGCGAAACGUUGUACGGAUUCCGGGUGGUGAGAAAAUGCAAAAGCUUAUCAACAACUCUCCCACAUUGGUCAUUCGUCAUGAGGGGCGAAUUAAAUACGCUACUAAGGAAUCAACCGAAAAUAUGCGGCAACUAAUGGGCAGAGGCACAUUAACUGACGAUAGUUUGGCUGAUUUAUCCGUCCUCUCCAACGACGUGUCCGUGCGCGUACUGAAAGAUGCCAAACAAUUUCAUUAG